Messenger RNA from Priceomyces carsonii, 2289 nucleotides. Its product is annotated as DEAH-box ATP-dependent RNA helicase. Gene Ontology annotation, molecular function: ATP binding; RNA helicase activity; RNA binding. Lineage: Eukaryota; Fungi; Ascomycota; Pichiomycetes; Serinales; Debaryomycetaceae. The record is from RefSeq and is a predicted model, not a curated record. Bases 1 to 2289 code for a protein of 762 amino acids. Gene Ontology annotation, cellular component: intracellular anatomical structure; spliceosomal complex. The transcript has a single exon.
AUGGGUGACCAUAGGAAAAAUAAGCGUCAGAAGACAGACGAUUCUCAUGCAGAGCAAGUAGCAGAAGAGGCAGAACAAUCUCUUUUGAAACAUCCCCAUAAGGAUAGCAAUGUAGAGUUGGUGCAUCAUGAUGAUGGAGAGUUCUCUGAAUUGAAGAGGCACAAGACUACUACAGCUGAAGCAAUAAAAUUAGAGAAUGGCCCUAAAAAUCCGUUCUCAGGAACAGAAUUGAGCGCGAAGUACUUUGAUAUUUUGAAAGUUAGAAGAGACCUACCUGUGCAUUCCCAAAGGGAAGAGUUUUUAAAGAAGUUUCAUUCAGCUCAAAUCAUGGUAUUUGUAGGUGAAACAGGUUCAGGAAAAACUACUCAAAUUCCUCAGUUUGUUUUAUACGACGAUAUGCCACAUUUAUUGGGAAAGCAGGUAGCCUGUACCCAACCCAGGAGAGUUGCUGCUAUGUCUGUCGCAAGCAGAGUCGCAGACGAGAUGGAUGUAGAACUAGGUGAAGAGGUUGGAUAUAGCAUUAGGUUCGAAAACAAGACAUCAAACAAAACAAUACUCAAGUACAUGACUGACGGUAUGCUCUUGAGAGAAGCGAUGGAGGAUCACAAUUUGGAAAGAUAUUCAUGUAUUAUACUUGAUGAAGCUCACGAAAGAACUCUUGCAACUGAUAUAUUAAUGGGUUUGUUGAAAGAAGUGAGUGUGAAGAGACCUGACUUAAAAAUUAUUAUUAUGUCUGCUACAUUGGAUGCAGAAAAGUUUCAAAAGUAUUUCCAUAACGCUCCUCUAUUAGCAGUUCCAGGAAGAACAUUUCCGGUAGAAAUAUACUACACUCCAGAGUUUCAAAGAGAUUAUUUGGAUGCAGCAAUAAGAACAGUCUUGCAAAUACAUGCAACAGAAGAUGAAGGUGAUGUUUUAGUCUUUUUAACUGGUGAGGAUGAAAUCGAGGAUGCAUGUAGGAAAAUUUCUUUGGAAGGUGAUGAAUUAAUAAGAGAGCAGGGUGCUGGUCCCUUAAAAGUUUAUCCACUUUAUGGAUCCUUACCUCCUCAUCAACAACAGAAAAUUUUCGAUCCGGCUCCAGAAGCCUUUACUCCAAAUGGCAGACCAGGGCGUAAGGUUAUCGUUUCCACAAAUAUCGCAGAAACUUCGUUGACAAUUGACGGUAUUGUAUAUGUUGUUGAUCCGGGGUUUUCAAAGCAAAAGGUUUACAAUCCAAGAAUAAGAGUAGAGUCGCUAUUGGUAUCCCCUAUUUCGAAAGCUUCAGCACAACAGAGGGCUGGUCGUGCUGGUCGUACUAGGCCAGGUAAAUGCUUCAGGCUUUAUACUGAAGAAGCGUUCAAAAAGGAGUUAGUAGAGCAAUCCUAUCCUGAAAUCUUGAGAAGCAAUUUAGCAUCAACUGUAUUAGAGUUGAAGAAACUUGGUAUCGAUGAUUUGGUUCAUUUUGAUUUCAUGGAUCCGCCUGCUCCAGAAACAAUGAUGAGAGCCUUGGAAGAACUCAAUUACUUACAGUGCCUUUCGGAUGAAGGCGAUUUAACAGCUUUAGGUAGAAUGGCGUCCCAAUUUCCGUUAGAUCCUAUGUUAGCAGUAAUGCUAAUUGGGUCUCCCUCCUUCAGCUGUUCAGAAGAAAUAUUGAAUAUCGUGUCCUUGAUUUCUGUACCAAAUGUGUUCGUACGUCCUCCUUCAGCGAGAAAGCAGGCAGAUGAGGCUAAAAUGGCAUUUGCCCAUCGCGAUGGGGAUCAUUUGACGCUUUUGAAUGUUUACAAUGCAUUCGUUUCGGAUGAUGCAUUUGAAAUCGGAUUAAAUAAAUGGUGCCGCGAUAACUUCUUAUCAUAUAGGGCACUUAGCUCGGCGAAGAGCGUGAGAUAUCAGCUUCGUAGAAUAAUGGAGAAGCAUGAUUUGGACUUAAACUCGACCCCAGUUGAUGCUCGCUCUUAUUCUGUCAAUGUGAGACGGGCGCUCGCUGCAGGUUUCUUCAUGCAAGUUGCAAAAAAAAGACUGGGUGGAAAAGGAUAUUUAACUGUCAAAGAUAACCAAGAUGUUAUGAUACAUCCGUCAACACUGUUGACCUCCGAUAGUGAAUGGGUCAUGUACAACGAAUUUGUUCUUACCACUAAAAAUUAUAUCAGAACCGUGACCCAUGUGCGACCCGAGUGGUUGGUUGAGCUUGCUCCCAAAUAUUAUAAUUUGAAUCACUUUGCUAAAGGUGAUGUUAGAAUGUCGCUAGAACGAGUAAUAGAGAAAAUGCAAACCAUGGACAAACUCAAUUCUAAGAAAAAGAAGAAGAAGGAUUAG